AUGCCUUGCCCAUCGAGAUCGGAUGAAUUGGUUUUCUUUGUGAAUGGGUGGAAGGUGAUCAAGAGGAAUGUGGACCCAGAAGUCACCCUGCUGACCUUCUUACGAAAGAACUUGCACCUGACAGGAACCAAGUAUGCCUGCAGAAGAGGAGGCUGUGGCCCCUGCACUGUGAUGUUGUCUAAGCGAGACCCCAUGUCCCAGGAGAUAAGACACUUCUCUGUCGCCGUGUGCCUGGUGCCCAUCUGCUCUCUGUGUGGGGCUGCUGUCACCACUGUGAACGGUGUUGGAAGCAUCAAAAUGAGGCUUCGCCCCGUGCAGGAGAGGAUUGCUGAGAGCCAUGGCACCCGGUGCAGGAUCUGCACCCCAGGGAUGGUGAUGUCCAUGUACACGCUGCUCAGGAGCCACCCGCAGCCUUCAGAGGAGCAGCUGCUGGCAGCCCUGGGGGUAGGUAAUCUAUGCCACUGCACUGGGUAUCGGCCAAUUCUUGCAAGUGGAGGGACCUUUUGUUUGGAGUCAAAUGGUUGUCAACAGAAAGGAACAGGAAAAUGCUGCCUGGGGGGAGAAAAAGAUUCUUCCUCACUCGACAGGAAAAGUGACAUUUGCAUGGAGCUAUUUGCAAAAGAGGAGUUCCAGCCCUUGGACCUUACCCAGGAGCUCAUAUUUCCCCCAGAACUCUUGAGAAUGGCAGAGAACCCAGAAAAACGAACCCUGGCCUUUCAUGGAAAGAGCAUCACCUGGAUCUCCCCUGGGACCCUCAAGGACCUCCUGGAGCUGAAAGCAAAACACCUGGAAGGCCCUCUCAUCCUGGGCAACAGCUCGCUGGGUGAACCUGCGUUGAAAUCUCAAGGAUAUUUUCACCCAGUUCUCCUCUCUCCUGCUAGGAUUUCUGAGCUGAUUAUGGUGUCUAAAACAAGUGAUGGACUGACAAUAGAUGCUGCCUGCAGUCUGGCCCAGGUCAAGGACAUCUUGGCUGAGAGGGUAUCUGAGUUCCUGGAGAAGACCCAGACAAACCAAGCAUUCCUGAAGCACCUGAAGAGCCUGGCAGGCAGGCAGAUCUGGAAUAUGGCCACCCUGGAGCCUGGCAAGGAGAUGGUGGCAGGAGAGUUGGGGGGUUGGAAACCACAUCAGAAAGAGGAAUGUGUCUUCAUCUGUAAAGGGGGGAUAAUUGCAUCAUCUCGCUGGGCUGUUGUGAGGAUUGAGCAAAUACGUGUGAAGGGGUUAGACAGCAGGUGGAACAUACCAAGUGCCGUGGAGUGGUACCAUCCAUUCCUCACCCGAUCCAAAGUCGCAGGGGGACACAUUAUAAGCCGGCAUUGCUGUUCAGAUCUGAAUCCAGUUCUGGCUGUGGGCAACACUACCCUCAAUCUGAUAUCAGAAGGUAAGAGGAAGAUUCCUCUAAGUGAACAUGUUCCUGCUGGGUUGGCGAGUGCAGACCUGGAGCCGGAGGGAAUUUCGGAGUCUGCGUAUAUUCCCCACUCUCAAAAGUGGGAAUCUGUGUCAGCCUUCCGACAGGCUCAGUGCCAGCAAAAUGCCUUGGCCCAUGUGAAUGCUGGCAGGCAAGUCCUCUUCAGAGAGGGCACAGACACCAUCGAGGACCUGAGCAUCGCCUACAGAGGGGUCGGGGCUGCCACAGUCAGUGCACAAAAAUCCUGCCAGCAGCUCCUAGGGACGCGCUGGGGUGAGCUGAUGCUGGAUGAGGCCUGCAGGCUGCUCCUGGACGAAGUCUCCCUCCCAGGCUGGGCUCCAGGUGGGAGGGUGGCAUUCAAGAGGACUCUGGUGGUCAGCUUCUUCUGCAAAUUCUACCUACAAGUUCUGCAGGAACAGAAGCUAACAGAACUGUUCUCUAACAGAUGCCGUUAUUCUGAAAUUUCAGACCGAUUCCUAAGUGCUGUAGAAGACUUCCCGGUCACAGUACCCCAGGGAGUCCAAAGGUACCAGAGUGUGGAUUCUAACCAACCCCUCCAAGAUCCAGUCGGAUGCCCCAUCAUGCACCUACCAGGCCUUAAACAUGCCACAGAUGAAGCCGUAUUUUGUGAUGCCAUCCCCAGGCUGGAUAAAGAACUUUCAAUGGCUUUGGUGACCAGUACCAAAGCCCAUGCAAAAAUCAUUACUUCUACCCAGAAUUUUCCACCUGAUUCAUGUAUGUACUUUCCACAGGUACUCUGGGUGGGCCAGAUCAUCUGUGCUGUGGUUGCAGAGACAGAUGUACAGGCAAAGCACGCAAAAGAUAAAGGUAACCUGGAAGAACUGGAGCCCAUAAUCUUUACCAUUGAGGAUGCCAUAAAACACAACUCAUUCCUGUGCCCUGAAAAAAAACUUGAACAAGGAAACAUUGAGGAGGCAUUUGAAAAAGUCGAUCAAAUUGUUGAAGGAGAAAUCCAUGUUGGAGGACAGGAACAGUUUUACAUGGAAACACAGCGAGUGCUUGUUAUUCCAAAGACAGAGGACAAAGAACUGGACAUUUAUGUGUCAACACAGGAUCCAGCCCACAUGCAGAAAACAGCGUCCUCUACUUUAAGUCCCAUCAACAGAAUCACCUGUCCUGUAAAACGAGUGGGUGGAGGUUUAGGCGGGAAGGUAGGAGGACCAGCUGUUGGGGCUAUUGCAGCUGUGGGCACGAUCAGAACUGGUCACCCCAUUCGUCUUGUUCUUGAUUGUGAAGAUGAUAUGUUAAUAACUGGGAGAAGACACCCAUUAUUUGGAAAAUAUAAAGUGGGAUUCAUGAACAAUGGGCGAAUCAAGGCUCUAGACAUUGGGUGCUUCAUUAAUAGAGGGUGCACACUGGAUGACUUGGAGCAGGUAGUAGAAUUUCUUAUACUGAAGCUGAAAAAUGCAUAUAAAAUCCCCAACCUCAGGUUCCAGGGCCAUGCAUGCCUGACAAAUUUACCAUCUGACGUGGCCUUUCAUGGAUUUGGCUUCCCACAAGGAACCCUGGUAACAGAAUCUGGCAUCACAGCUGUGGCAGCCAAAUGUGGCCUUCCGCCAGAAGAGAUUAGGGAGAAAAACAUGUACGGAACAGUUGAUAAAACCAUCUACAAACAAGCAUUCAGCCCUGAAACCCUGAUAAGAUGUUGGAAUGAAUGUCUGGACAUGUCUUCCUUUCACAACAGAAGAAUCAAUAAGAAGAAUUACUGGAAGAAGAGAGGCAUUGCUAUGAUCCCCAUGAAGUUCUAAGUCGGAUUUGCUGCAACAAGAUAUCAUCAGGUAAGUCUUGCAUUUCAUAUCUACACCGAUGGGUCUGUAUUGGUCACACAUGGAGUCAACGAACUGGGUCAAGGUAUUCACACCAAAAUGCUACAGGUGGCCAGCCGUGAAUUAAAAAUACCCAUGUCAUACAUGCACAUCUCUGAAACAAGUACAGCCAUGAUAUCUAAUACAAUUGCUACAGCAGCAUCCAUUGGCUCAGAUGUCAAUGGCAGAGCCGUGCAUAAUGCUUGUCAGAUUCUUCUGAAACACCUUGAGCCCAUCAUUAAGAAAAAUCCAGAAGGUACCUGCAAAGACUGGGUAAAAAUUGCUUUUGAACAAAGAAUCAGUCUUUCAGCCACUGGAUACUCCAGAUGCAGACACCCUGUGAGGUCUGGACCGAAACAGUUUGUUGGCUUCUCUCUUUUUGGCAUCCUAACUGCAGCACAAAGCAUAUCCUCUUUAAAAAUGGAGGCAAAUGUUAGUGUCGCUGGUCUGGGAGUGUCUAGGAUGUUCCUGGGGUCAUCGGUGUUCUUCACCAUCACUGAUGCUGUGGCAGCACACAGAGAAGGAGACAUAGCUGAGGACCUCACAGUGAAGAGCCCAGCGACCCCAGAAUGGGUUCGAAUGUCCUGUGCAGAUAGGUUCACAGAGAUGGCUGACGCUCAGCUGAUUGCACUGGCCACAGAAAGAAUUCCAAUCACCUGCUUUGGGCCAGUCCCUCCUCAGAUGGCCAAGACCAGGGAAUCAGCCCUCCUCCACUCUGGGAGCUCCUUCUCUGGGCUGAUUUUGGCCUGGAGAGCCAUGUCUGCCUAUUUCCAGCAGCACCAGAAUAGCUGGUCCCAGAAUGCCCAGUCACUGUUGUCAAGAUUAGAGCUACUCCCGACUGACCCCACAGAUGGAUGGGACACAAAGGCCAAAUGUCAGCAUGUCAGGUUUGAAGAGAUCAGACUGUUUCAACUGAAGCUGGCUGAGAACCCUUUGGCUCAUUACUACUGCAGCAGGAGCUGUUUCACUGAAACUGUGUCAAUUCAGCUGUCCACCUAUUCCAUUGGAAUAGGGGCUGUUCUAUGGGAACUGGCUGAGAAGUCUUCAGCCUGGCUCCUCAGGGAUCAAGUUGUUUCCUUAGAACUGACUGAUCUACCUAAUUCAGGCGAAGCUCAGCAAAGUGUUUUAACAAGUCCUCCAGAGGAUUCUGAUGAUCUCCAAGUUCCCACAACCAUCGUACUCAGGACGGAACUACCAAGACCACUGCAAGGAAGGCGGCCGCAGUCGGAGGGCCGAACUUCCUUCCGACCCCUAUCUGGCUUUUCCUCGCUCCUAAGAGGGGCAGUGCACAACCCCACCCAGCCAGCACCGCAGAGCAAUGUUGCCCCGCUUCGGACUUAG
Molecule: messenger RNA, 4572 nt
Organism: Mesoplodon densirostris (Blainville's beaked whale)
Lineage: Eukaryota; Metazoa; Chordata; Mammalia; Artiodactyla; Ziphiidae
Product: aldehyde oxidase 2-like
Molecular function (GO): FAD binding; oxidoreductase activity; iron-sulfur cluster binding
Source: RefSeq, a predicted model, not a curated record